CUCUCUCGCGCGCGCCCCGCAAAACUCGGCACGGAUCUCACGGUAACUUUGUCCUCCCAAGUAUCCCUUGGCCCUGCUCCCGCAUCUCCCUCUUCUCGACGCCGAUUAUGCGCCCGCGGCUUUGGUGCAGUGUCUACCUCGUCCUCCUCGCGACGGCGGGACCCACGCACUCCGGGAGACCAGUCAGGGCCCUGGCCUUCCGCAAAGGCAGCACCUUUUUCUAUCGGCUGAACUACAAGAUAAACUCUCUGCCUUACACGACAAUUUUCGCGCAAGCAGCGGGCUUCAAGGCGGUAUGGGAACUGCCGACUACCGGUGGGCCUCGGAACGUCCGCUCCGUUCCAGACAUCCACAAAUGCGCCGAGCUCGUGUACGAAAGUCAUGGUUUCGAUGGCCGCUCUUGCUUGCUGAAGAACAUCUGUCAGGGAUUAGAAUACGCAAAGCGGAAGGACGGCGUUAUAGCGAAAAUAUUGAAGCUAGUCGCGGGGUUAUAUACUAAUAAUGGUACUUGGCACGAAGAUCCGCUGUUCUGUGAGCAUCAUACCACGAAUUGCCCUCUGCAAUUAGUCGGGUUUAAUAGUUUUACGGAGCGCUAGCACCGAAGUAUCCUAGAGGGCUAAUUACCGAGUAAUUAUUUGAGACGAGACGCGCACGAAGCGCAGUAACA
Molecule: messenger RNA, 667 nt
Organism: Vollenhovia emeryi
Lineage: Eukaryota; Metazoa; Arthropoda; Insecta; Hymenoptera; Formicidae
Exons: 4
Coding region: 108-596 (162 amino acids)
Source: RefSeq, a predicted model, not a curated record